Neolamprologus brichardi is the source of this 6472-nucleotide messenger RNA. NCBI's taxonomy places the organism in Eukaryota, Metazoa, Chordata, Actinopteri, Cichliformes, Cichlidae. The record is from RefSeq and is a predicted model, not a curated record.
AUGAAGCUCAUUCAGAAACUGUACCUGUACGCCCCCUGGUUUAAGGACAUUGAUGCAGAGACAGGCAUCGAAGUGACUGACAGCUUUACGGACACUCCCAAAGACAUCUACCCCAUCGACGUUGUCCCAGAAAACAAAGAUGGGAUUCAGGGCUCGUGUGCCUUCUUCAACACGAGGAAAGACGUCACAAAGCAAGUCCGCUCCAAGUCCCCGCUGACCCCAUUGGUCAGCUUGAACGAGGCUUUGGAAAGAUACGGGAGAAAGCUGGUUGUCGUGGCAUCACAGUGUCUGCGAUAUCGUGCCCUGAUCGGCAGCGAGAGCGAUCCUGAUGUAAAACUCGGCAGCGACUCUUACUGCGUGCUGGAGAGAGUGGGCCGAGCACGAUGGCAAGGAGAGCUGCAGAGGGAUCUACAUGGAGGCUCUUUCAAGGUGGAUGCCCGAAAGUUUCACUACUUCAGAAAGUCUCUUGUCCGAUACCAGUUGGUCACCAUGCAGUCCUACGUCAGGCGAAUGAAGACCGGACAGCAGCAGCACUCCAUCCUUCUGCUGCUCAAACGCUUCCAUGUAAACAGGAGGACCAAGUAUGAUAUACUGAUGGAGGUCACGUCCAACUUUCUCCAGCAGUGUCCGAAUCAGUUUUCCACAGUUAUCAUGCUCAGAGAACAUGUUAACGUGGACGACAGGACUUACUCGCGUCUAUUCAAGUACAUGCGAGCAUCCAAGUUGAUCGAGUCUUGCCGAUUCCCUUUGGAGGAGUUGGACCCCAGCGCUGGACCUCGCACCAACAAAAAUGGCUCCAAAGUGACUGUUCGCUGUGUGAGGCUGUUAAAGCCAUACAUAAAGAAGGGUGUGGCUGAGGAAGAUGACGAUGACGAUGAAGACGAGGAUGAUGACGGUGGAGCAGGAAGAGGGGGUUUGCUUACAGAGGGGCGGAUCAUGGAGAAGGACCUGUUAACACAGGCCUAUCACAUCAUACUAUCCUCUGGCACUAAGGGCAUCCCCCAGCGUGAUAUUGCAUUCAGACUGAACGUCAGCAAAUUGGAAGCUCGCAUGCUCUGGCGAAGGCUAGAGAAAGAUGGGUUGAUCAAGGGAUUCAUGGAAGAUGAGGGUCGGCAGAGGACUACAAAAUUCAUCAGCCAUAAGUGUGUCGGCAGUAGCAAUCAACUCCAGCUGUUCGCUAAAGAGCAGGAGCGGCAGAUGCUGCUCUUUUCUUCCGCACCUCAAACGUCAAGUGCAGAACUGACCUCCCCUAAAACGCCGUCAUCGUCAAAGGCGCCAGUGAAAGGAAGCUCCAGAACUCCUGGAGCCAAGAAGAAUAAAAAAGAAGUCAAGGGAAGAAGCAAAGAGGCAGAGGAAGAGGGGCAGACAUCUGAAGACAGGAAAGGAAAUUCAAGAGAGGAAGGGCUGGAUGGAAACUCAGGAGCCAGGAGAGAGACAACGGGGGAAAAUGGCAGCGUGACAGCAGAGCACACUCAGCCCGACGUUCCUGUCAUGCAGAGUGCACCAGCCGAGUGUGAAACUUCAGUGUGCAGCGAACCUGCGACUCACGGGACACCCGACUCAGUGUCCGGUGCUGUGACAGCUCCGGUUGAGGAAAAGGAAGAAACCAGUUCAACUGAUGCCAGCUCUUUGCAUCAAAGUGAGACACCAAAUGCAGCUGAUAAUGCGGCACCCAUCACAGUGGUCGUUAAAAGUAUCCCCUCUCCAAAAAAAGCCAGCAUAACUCGGGAGAGGUCUCACGAGACGUACCGCCUGCUAAGGAGGAAGAACUUGAUAGUUGAGGCUGUCUGCAACUUCAGAAUCAUAGAAGGUCUUUUCCAGCUGCAGAAGAUGAUCAAUGAUGAUGAGAAACAGGACGGUGUCAGUUCAAAGUGCUGCAAGAAGACUAUCGUACGUCUCGUCCACAGUCUCGCUAGAGAAGGCCUGCUUAAAAUAUACACGACCACUGUUGUACAGGAUGGGAUGACAAGGAAGGUUGAAAUGAUUGUUCAUCCGUCCAUUCAGCCCAACGAUGACAGAGUCAAACAGGUUAUUGAGCAGGUCCGAUUCAGAAUUUCCAGCUCUUCAGCAGUGUUACGUCAUGCUGAAGACAGAGCCAGAGAACAAGAAAAGGAGGCUGACAAAAAGAAAGCAAUUAUCGAUGACGACCCGGACUUCAAGCCCACAAGAGUUCCAGGGUUGAGUAAGACUUAUGGCUUCCAGCCUAAAAUGCAUCGUCUACGCAUGAUGCAUACCUUCCUCUGGUACCUGAUCUAUGGGCAUCCGCUCCAACACAACUGCAGCAGCUCUGAUUCAACCAGUCAAUCAUCAAGCGGCGCAGACGGCUCUGAUCCUGCUGCCAAACCCGCAGACAGCAAAGCACAACAGGAUCUGAAAGAAGCAGAAAGCUCUACACCUGCGGACAAACCAACACCGUUGUCUGACAGUGUUGGCACCGGAUGUGACGGCCGGAAAAGUGCAGACUCCAGCUUAUCUAACAUGGAAGUGGCAUCUGGUGAUGAAGGAGAGGAGCAAAAAGAUAGUUGCUCUCAGUCUGACAUGAAAGUCUAUCUCGAUGAAGACUCCUGGAAGAGAUUCAUCCCUCCUGUCCGUGUUCACAAGGAGUAUAGCAGCGGCUGGGCGAUGGUGGGCGACCUGCUCCUCUGUUUGCCUCUUUCUGUUUUUGUGCAAAUUAUUCAAGUUACUUAUAAGGUGGAAGGACUGGAGGAAUAUCUCAAUGAUCCUGUAAAGCAACAUCAUCUGGUGAGAGCGCUGCCUGCACGAAUGAGAAGACAGCUGCUUUAUAAACGGAAGUACAUCUUUGUGUUUCAUGAAAACCUGCUAAAGUUGGUCUACAUGGGUCUGCUGCAGUUUGGUCCAAUUGAGAAGUUCAUGGAGAAGGACCAGGUGUUUGUGUAUCUUAAACGUAAUGCUACUAUUGUUGACACCACCAACACCGAGCCUCACUACUGGCUGGUCACAGAGUGCCCUGAAAAACCGUUUGAAAGGCGCCCUUACGUCUUCAACACUGCUGAUGACCUAGAAAAGUACUGGUUUGACCUGAUGUGCGUCUGCCUCAAUACACCACUGGGGGUAGUUCGUUGUAAGAGGAACACCACUGAUGAGGAAACGACUCCUUCUUUUGUGCAAGAACGCCACGUUUUCGCAGGAUUGGCGUACCUGCUAAAGGGCAGUACUGAAGUGUGUGAUGACGGAUUGAUACCAGGAGACGGUAAAGGAGCAGGAGGACUGGACUCUGAAUUUUUUGGUCAUCUUAAACGCAACUGGUUUUGGACCAAUCAGCUGCUUUCUGUUAACAUGAGGCAAUCUGGUUUAGAGGCACAGGACAACAAAACCAGACUAAAGAGCCUCCUGAGUAAAGAUGCUCUCAGAUUUGCACUUAAAGCUGGAGGUACAGCAACACCGCGUUAUGUCACAUCCAAGCGGCCAGCGAUGGCAGAAAAAGUUCAGAUGGGAAUAGAACCAGCAUCCAGAAACCAGCGGGUGGUUGGAGGAAAGGGGCAGAAGAGGAAGAGAAGCAAGAAAGAUGUUGUCAAAGUUCCACGCAAGAAGAAAAAAGAGCCCAAGAAACGCACUCCUGCACACGAUGAGACGGACCACCAGGCUUUGAAACGGAUGACCAGACAAAGAGUCAACUGGACUGUACAGGAAGACUCACUGGUGAUGCUCUGCUGUGUGGCUGCGGACCUGCUCAACAGCAAGUUAAAAAGGCAGUUUGUACCUCACUGCGUGGUGAGAGACCUGCUCCACGCAGAGUUUGAGAUAUCAUCGGAUAAAACGUCAGUUGCCGUUGGACGUCGCUCAAGAUACAUCCUGAAAAAUCCUCAGACGCUUCUGAACUACAGGAUCUGCCUGGCUGAAGUGUACCAGGACAAGUCGCUGAUGACUCUUUUGGAGAAGGAGAAACCUGCUGAUCCCGAAAAACCAGAGGAUUGUGCCAAAGUGUUCUCAGAGUAUAUCCGGCUGCUCAGACAGAAGUUCAGCUCCAUUGUCAAUGCUCAUGAUUUGAUCAUCCCUGACACCAAACAGCAGCUCUUCUCGAGGUUUAAGGUUUCUGCAAUAGACAGCGGGAAAAAGCUCCCAUACAAAGACCCUCUGAACAGCACAGAUGACAUUCAUUCUGUAGUGUUACAUAACUUGAUCCAGAGCACUCUGGCCAUGACCAACAAUCAAAUGAAAACCUCCAGAUCCUUUCAGAUCUUCCACUUGUACAGUCAGUAUGACCAGGAGCUUCUGUGCAAAGUCUUCAUACAGUGCAGGAAGAGGGGUCUGGUCAACCGCCGGCGUAUCAGCCAGCAGUUUGGGCCGAAGAAGAACCGAGCGCUGCCCAUCCUGCCCAUGUCCUACCAGCUGUCCCAGUCCUACUUCAGGUGUUUUUCAUGGCGUUUUCCUCAUUCCCUGUGCACCGAUUCCUUCCGCUUCUUAAGGAGUCUAAUUGACAAUGGCACACAUGAUGACAGGCCCAUCAUCGCACUCUACAACGAAACUGAGUACAGGUCACAGAAUGGAGAGGAAGUGCUGGAGACAAAAACAGGCUCCAAAAGUAAAGAACAUGGAGGAAAAGAAGCUGACGGACCAGCGAGUGAGCCGAAAAAGCCUGACGACAGCUCCACAUCUGGAUCUGGUGAAGAGGCUCCAGGAGUGUCGGCCACGUCAAACGCGGUACCUCCAGCUUCAGACGAGCCUCCAGAUGUGUCGGACAUGCUCAAGUUCUCUCUCCAGUCCCCGGGUGGAGCCUGCCUGGUCUCGCUCAGCCUGAUGUCUCUAGGACUGCUGAAUGUGUACGCCUCCAUACCUAAACAGAUGGUGGUGGUGGACAGCAACCUGGUGGACAAGGAUGUAGUGAAGAGUAUGGCAGAACUAGUAGAAGAAGAAGAGGAGGAUGACGAUGAUGGUGACGAUUACGAUGGGAAAAAAAGGCAACAAGUGAAGGCACAAAAAGCUUCGCACACCAAGUACUUAAUGAUGCGAGGAUAUUGCACCCCGGGCAUCGUAAAAGUGCGCAACCUAAACACCAAUGAUAGCAUUGUGAUGGAGUCGUGUAUUAUGAGGUUGCAGCUGCGCAACACGCCCGCUCACAACCUGUUCAGUGCAGAGAACUUUCCACCUCUGGACUUGACAAAAUGCGGUCCAUCCCUUCUGCCCUCCAACCUCACCUCCUUCGUCCGUUCAGCCUCCUUUUCUCCACCCACUGUGGAGGAGUGUUACAGGCGCUUUGUUAAGCAAAAGGGAUACACCCCGCGGGACAUUGACGCGUGCACUCAGAUCAUGAGGAGCUUAGAUGAAGCUGGUGAAAGAGGUUGGGAUGCUUGGGACUUUCUCGAGGCUCACGCGAACCUGCUGGAGCCGCAGUCUGGACGCAGCAGGAAGCUGCAGCAGUACAUGGAGGAGUUGGAAGAAGAAGGCCAGGUGGUAAAAGUUGGGAGUCUCAGUGUCCGCUGGGUGCUCAUGAAGCUCGCUGGACCAUGGCUUCUUACUGUCAGCUCCAAGCACUGGUCUCAGUCAUCCAUUGCGUCAGACCCGUUUUUGGAGAAGAAGCAAACCAUCCCCUUUAUACGGAAGCGGUGCAGCCGAGAAUUCCAAGUGGAGAAGGAAGAACCACCGGAGAAAAGAUUGGCUGUGGAUAGAGAGGACGUCGCUGACAAAGAGGAUGUGGACGGAGUGCCGAGUAACCAAGAAACAAAUGAGAAGAAACAGCUGGAACAACUGGAACGGCCGAUGGAGAGGACAGAUGAGUUGAGGGGAGACCAGUUGUUGUUAUUGCAGGAGGAGGGAGGAAAGCAGAUACAGGAGGAGGAAAAACAGGAAAGGAAGAAGACGACGGACACAGAGAGAAGACAAGGUAACAGGAAUGAGCAGAGGUUGAGAAGAGGAAGGAAAGACGACGAGAACAACGAUGAGGCGUGCUCUUCCUCCACAGGCCCCGAUACUGAUGCUGAAACCAGCUUCAUCAGCCGGCCCUGGCGCUUGGUUGAUGGUAAGGUGAACCGGCAGGUGUGUAAGGGCAUGCUGGAAGCUGUUCUCUACCACAUCAUGUCUCAGCCCGGCCUGACACACCAGGCGCUGGUGGAGCAUUACAAAGAUUUGCUGCAGCCAGUGGCAGUUCAGGAUCUUGUGCAGGCACUUAUCGAACUGGGCUGUGUGACCAAGAAAACUCUGGCUAAAAGUCCUAAACCCUCACUGUUCACUCGUCCUGCACAGCAAAGAAAAAGCGAGAGAGAACCAGACAUAGUGAUGUAUGAGCCCACCAUCAGCUGCUGCCUGCGACUCUGUCGAGUGUUGCCCAACGAGCGAACCUGGAACUGUUGUAUACCCUGAAAAGUGUUUGCUAAACGUAUUUUAGAUCUCCAAGGACUGAGAAAAUAUUGAUGCAAUGAUCAACAACUUUGUUUGUAUUUCCUUUGGGAAAGUUUUUUUUGUGUUCAGCUUUUCUGUACUCUAACUUAUAAUUCUUAAUAAAAAUCCAUAAGUC